Messenger RNA from Drosophila montana, 1044 nucleotides. RefSeq names its product TweedleF (gene TwdlF). The record is from RefSeq and is a predicted model, not a curated record. The transcript has 2 exons. NCBI's taxonomy places the organism in Eukaryota, Metazoa, Arthropoda, Insecta, Diptera, Drosophilidae. The coding region runs from base 1 to 1044 and encodes 347 amino acids.
AUGAAACAAUUCGCCAUUCUAGUGUGCUUGUCGUGCGCGGUGCUCGUCGCCGCCUCAGCUCCGCAGGGCUACAAGUAUCAGCAGCCCGCGCUGCAGGCUGGCAAUCUGCGUCCGCAGACGCCGUUGUCGGCAAGUGGAAUAUACAACGUGCCCGCCCAGCAGCCCGGCUUCAACAAUGUCGUGGAGGCACCUUUGCCACAGCCCCAGGCGCAGGUCUACCAGCAGCCCCAAAUCCAGCAACAAUUUGUGCCUUCUCCGCCCCAGCAGCAGUUUGUUCCAACUUAUUCGCAGCCCCAGAUCCAGGCCCCAAUCCAGCAACAGCAGCAGCAGUUCGUGCAGUCGCAGUAUGCGCAGCGCCCCUCGAUUGUGACCAAGGAUAUCUAUAUACACUCCGCUCCGGAUGACACCGAGGAGCUGCAGUCGGUGCCUCAGUUGGAUAACACGCCCAUUCGCAAGAAUUAUCGCAUUGUGUUCAUCAAGGCGCCGACGCAGAAUCUGAAGCACACGGCCGCCGCACUGAAGCGCGCCCAGGCCAGCAACGAGGAGAAGACCGUCAUCUAUGUGCUGUCCAAGAAGCCCGACAUCAACGAGAUCCAUCAGCAUCUGCAGCUGUCGCAGAACGAACCAAAGGUGCACAAGCCCGAGGUCUACUUCAUCAAGUACAAGACCACGGAGGAGGCACAGCGCGCCCAGCAGGAGAUCCAGGCCCAGUACGAUGCUCUGGGCGGUGCCACACACAUCUCGGACGAGGGCGUCGCUCCCAUCUCCAGCUUCUCCGGCUCCGGCUCUCUCAAUCUGGGCAACAUUGUGCCGCAGCACAUCCAGCAGCAGGUCCAGUCCCAGUCCCAGAGCGUGGGCAUCCAGCAGCAGAACUUCCAGUCCGGCGGCGGCUUCCAGUCCGGCGGCGGCUUCCAGUCCGGCGGCGGCUUCCAGAGCGGCGGCAGCUUCCAGAGCUCGGGUCUGCAGAGCUCCUCCCUCUCUUCGGCCACCAACUUUGGCGUGAAUGUCCCAUCCAAGCGCUACAUUCCAGCCAAGACAAAAUAA